CCGAGCCGAGCCCGAGCCGAGCCCUGGCACGGUCCGUCCGCCUUCUGGCUCCCUGGGAGCCCCGACUGGCCAGAGCCCGAGAGGUGGCAGCGCGGGGAGCCCCACGCGCCGAAGGGAGCGGACCCGACGGGACGGGACUGGAAGAGGCGCUGCCGCCACAGUAGCCAGUACCGGGAGCCGGGAGCCCGGGCCUCCCGGACCCUACUGCCCAGGCCAGCUCAGGGAGAGCGGGGAGUACGAAAACCCCACCCUCUGGGACACCCCAGGAGCGGAGGUGGGAGCGGGGACGGGAGCAUCCCCCUCCCCCUGUUGGAGAGAAGAAGACCCCUACCACUGGGCGGGAGAAAGAAGAGACCCCUAUAUGGGACGCGUCUCUCCUUCCUAGAAGCGAGGAAAAUCCCCAUACUGGCCCAAGAGGAGAGCCCUAAAAGUAGAAACGGGUGAUCCUUCUUAAAGGAAGCAGAGUGAGACCAUCCCAGCGUGCCUUCACCCCUACAAACACACACUCUCAGCAGUUCAGGAGUUUUGAGGCAAAGAGAAAGAGGGAAAUGCCUAUGGAGUAGGCACCUUCCAUCCUAUCCAGUACUCACAGAGGAAAGGAGUCUUAACAUUCAGAAGCAGAGGACACUCCAGGGAAAGAAGAAGAAUCGGUUUCCAGCCAUUCAGGAGAAGGGAAGGCCUCCCCCGUCAUCCUCCUUGUACCUAGACAGUGGAACAGGGCAGAGCCCCUCCGUUCAGAUCUCCAGCAGACAGAAAUUGCCCUCCACCCGCGAAAGAUCCAGUUUGGGGGGGAGGGGGACUCCCCCAAGGGGGAGGAGACAACUCCUGGUUGGGAGAGGCUCCUCCCCUCCUCCCCAGUGUAACAGGGAAGGUGUGGGGGGUGUGCCACCUUCCCCAGGUAGGGCCUCCUUCUCCUCCUCCUCCUCCCCCUCCUCCUCCUGCCUCCGCUUCUCAUCCUUUGGGGACCCAGUUUCCCCCCCCAGCUUGGGAGGCUCAGCCAAGUACAGGAAGAGCCACUGAGGAUGAGACUCAUCAUCUGCCUCUGAAGAGGGGAACCCCUCCAACCCCAAACUCCAGUACCAAGUGGUUCCCUCCCUUUGCUGGGGGGACCUUGGAGACAGGCAAUUCUUGGGUUGCAACUGGGUCUCUUGCUGCCCAGACCCUGGGGCACUAAGGUGUUUCCUUCAACAUUGUGAAGUGGGUGUGUUACUGAACCCAGAAGUGCCAUGGCUUCUGACCUAGAGAGUAGCCUUACCUCCAUAGACUGGCUCCCCCAGCUGACCCUCCGAGCUACCAUUGAGAAGCUUGGGAGUGCCUCCCAGGCUGGGCCGCCAGGGGGCAGCCGCAAGUGCCCACCAGGCUCACCCACAGAUCCCAAUGCCACCCUGAGCAAAGACGAGGCAGCAGUCCACCAGGAUGGCAAACCACGAUACAGCUAUGCCACCCUCAUCACCUAUGCCAUCAACUCCUCUCCAGCCAAGAAGAUGACCCUCAGUGAGAUUUACCGCUGGAUUUGUGAUAACUUCCCCUAUUACAAGAAUGCUGGCAUUGGCUGGAAGAAUUCAAUUCGGCACAACCUUUCUCUCAACAAGUGUUUCCGGAAGGUGCCCAGACCUCGAGAUGACCCUGGGAAGGGCUCUUACUGGACAAUCGACACCUGCCCAGACAUCUCCCGAAAGAGAAGACAUCCUCCAGAUGAUGAUCUCUCCCAAGACUCACCAGAACAGGAGGCAAGCAAGAGCCCAAGGGGAGGCGUUCCGGGCGGUGGAGAAGUCUCACUGCCUCCCGAGGGGAAUCCUCAGAUGUCACUUCAGAGCCCCACAACUAUCGCCAGCUACAGCCAGGGCACAGGAUCUGUGGAUGGUGGAACAGUGGCAGUAGCGGCUCCAGGCCGAGAGAGUGCUGAGGGUCCCCCUCCCCUCUAUAACACCAACCAUGACUUCAAAUUCUCCUACUCAGAGAUCAACUUUCAGGAUCUAAGUUGGUCCUUCCGCAACCUCUACAAAUCAAUGCUGGAGAAGUCGUCUUCCUCCUCUCAGCAUGGCUUUUCAACUCUCCUGGGGGACAUGCCGCCCUCUAACAACUACUACAUAUACCAGCAACAGCAGCCACCACCUCAACAACAACAGCAGCAGCAGCAGCCAUCACAGCCAGCUCCUCAACAGUCACAGGCACAGCAGCCACCAGCCCAGGGCCCCUCAACUGUAGGGGGUGCUCCCCCACUGCAUACCCCAAGCCCAGAUGGUUGUACCCCACCAGGGGGGAAGCAAGCUGGAGCUGAAGGCUAUGGGCCUCCCCCGGUGAUGGCCAUGCACCCACCCCCACUGCAGCAUGGAGGCUACCACCCUCAUCAGCACCAUCCCCACUCCCACCCAGCCCAGCAGCCACCACCACCACAGCAACAGGCACAAGGCCAGGCUCCUAUCAACAGUGCUGGCUUUGCAUUUCCUCCUGACUGGUGCUCCAAUAUUGACUCCUUAAAAGAAAGCUUCAAGAUGGUGAAUCGGCUCAAUUGGUCCAGCAUUGAGCAGUCACAGUUCUCAGAACUGAUGGAGAGCCUGCGACAGGCAGAGCAGAAGAACUGGAGCCUCGACCAGCAUCAUAUUGCCAAUCUCUGUGACUCCCUCAACCACUUCCUUACCCAGACUGGUCACGUGCCCCCACAAGGAGGCCCCCAUCGGCCACCAGCCUCUGCCCGAAUUUCUGACUCCUGUGCCCUCACCAGUGGCAAACAGGAGUCAGCCAUGAACCAAGUGAACUCUUACGGGCACCCACAGGCCCCCCACCUCUACCCUGGCCCAUCACCGAUGUACCCAAUCCCCACCCAGGAGUCCGCAGGAUACAAUCGCCCAGCACACCAUAUGGUCCCUCGUCCACCGGUCCCACCUCCUGGUGCCAAUGAGGAGAUCCCUGAUGAAUUCGACUGGGACUUGAUCACUUAGUGCAUCAUAGAGUGCGGACAUCAGCCCAGGGCCGGGUGGUGAAGUCUGGCAGUGGGGAAAAAGCAGCCCCAGCCCAUCCCUUCCCCCUGCCUGUAUAUAGAUAUGUAUCCUCUUUUUUUUUCUUUCCGUGCCAGAGAAGCCACCGCAAGAUGCUGCCGAAGAUAACCCCUUUCCUGUCUCAUUCCUCUCCCUGCCUUCCUGUUCUUCCCUAAUUCUUUUAUUAUUAUUCUUAUUAUAUUAUUCUUCUUAUUAUUGGGUAUAUGCUGUCCCCAGUCUUCUGCCCCUACGCCAUGGACCAUGUCCACCCCUUGCUAAUUUAAAAUCACUAGGCUGGAAGGUGAGGCCAUAAUAGCUAUAGAGAAAGGUUACAAACCCUGAUACACCUUUCUCUUUCAGAACUUCAAUUCUAAUCCCACCUUUUGGUCCUAAGUUGUUUUCUCUUCAUAUCAGUUUUAGUCCAGGACUGGAGAGGCCACAUUUUCAAGUAGACAGAGUCUAAAACACUGCUUGAUAGUCAUGAAUUUGCAGGUUUUACUCAAUGGUGCUAAUUCUGUUCUCUGAGCUCUUCCUUGUCCCUUCGUACCUUCAGUCCUUACUUCUGACAGUCCUCAUUCCCCAGUGAUAGUGGUGGAGCAGGAUAGCAAUAAAAUCCUAGUGGAAUGAAAGGCCUAGGUUCGGUCCAGUAGAGUACUGUAGGAGGGUGAUGGAAUAUAAAUUGGUCUAAACUUGGGUAUAUACUGCCAUGUGAAAUAAGCUUUCAUUGGCCUAUUCCUAGCCCUUUUUUUUUUUUAAUGGGUUGUAGGGUUGUUUUGAGCCAGAACUCUGUUUCUGUGGUAGGAUAUGAGGACAACUAGUCAGCAUAGGUUUAGCAUCUUGGAGAUGGUUUCAACUUAAUCAUUUUGGCUUUUUAAAAGCAAUUCUCUCUUAAAAUGAACUGUGGCUCUUAUUUGCAUUUACAAACUGACAUCCUUCCAUCCCCCUUUCCCACUCAGCAACAAAUAU
Messenger RNA from Loxodonta africana (African savanna elephant), 3944 nucleotides. RefSeq names its product forkhead box J2 (gene FOXJ2). Gene Ontology annotation, molecular function: DNA-binding transcription factor activity, RNA polymerase II-specific; RNA polymerase II cis-regulatory region sequence-specific DNA binding. Bases 1227 to 2942 code for a protein of 571 amino acids. NCBI's taxonomy places the organism in Eukaryota, Metazoa, Chordata, Mammalia, Proboscidea, Elephantidae. Gene Ontology annotation, biological process: regulation of transcription by RNA polymerase II. Gene Ontology annotation, cellular component: nucleus. The transcript is spliced from 12 exons. The record is from RefSeq and is a predicted model, not a curated record.